Sardina pilchardus (European sardine) is the source of this 10110-nucleotide messenger RNA. RefSeq names its product WNK lysine deficient protein kinase 3 (gene wnk3). The record is from RefSeq and is a predicted model, not a curated record. Bases 74 to 7225 code for a protein of 2383 amino acids. The transcript has 22 exons. Gene Ontology annotation, molecular function: potassium channel inhibitor activity; protein serine/threonine kinase activity; ATP binding. Gene Ontology annotation, biological process: negative regulation of sodium ion transport; protein phosphorylation; monoatomic ion homeostasis. Lineage: Eukaryota; Metazoa; Chordata; Actinopteri; Clupeiformes; Clupeidae. Gene Ontology annotation, cellular component: cytosol; cytoplasm.
GAGAGCCCGAGGGGUGGCGGAGGAGGGGGAGGGGGAGGCGACGGCCCAGGAGGACCGGGGAAGCUUAUCUCCCAUGGCGACUGACCCCGGCGAGCCCACGGCCACCGAGGACUCCUCGGAGAAACCUGAUGGAGGGAGGGAGGAGGAGGCGGAGCAGGAGCAGGGGGGCGGGCGCGGGGUGGCCGCAUCGUCGGCGGCGGCGAUGGUGGCCGCCGCGGCCCGGGAGAGAGAGCGCACGCGCAGCACCCCCUGCGACUUUCCCUCCUCCCAGACGGAGGAGAGGAGGGCGGGAGGACGGGCCGCCGGAGGAGGAGGAGAGGACGGAGGGGACGCCGGGGCCGACGGACCGGAGGCGCUCGCCCGGAACGCCCUGCGCUCGCCUUCCCUGUCCGUGCCCUCGUCCCCGACCGCCCUGCACCACCCGCACGCCCACCACCACCACCACCACCACCACCACCACCAGCAGCAGAGCGGCCGGCUGAGGCGCGAGAACAAGCGCUUCUUCCGCAAGAGUGUGGAGAUCUGCGAGGAGGAGGACGAGCCGGAGGAGGCGGCGGCGGCCGCCUCUUCCACGCCGGACACCCCGCAAAGCGCCCCCCACCUGCAGCUGCGCACCUCCGACUCCGUGUUCCACGCCGCCGCCGCCGCCCCCGCCGCCGCCCCCCAGCAGCAGCAGCUUCCUGCCAGUGCCCACGCGGCGCUCGGAGAGGAGAGCGCUCCCGACGGGGCGUCCCAGGACCCGGACAAGGCCGGCGGCGGAGCGGCCCCGUCCACCCCCACGCAGCCAAAGGCCAAGGAGCGCGAGGAGCAAGAGGAGGAGGCCGAGAUGAAGGCCGUGGCCACCUCGCCCGGUGGACGCUUCCUGAAAUUCGACAUCGAGCUCGGCCGCGGGGCCUUCAAGACGGUCUACAAGGGCCUGGACACGGAGACCUGGGUGGAAGUGGCCUGGUGUGAACUCCAGGAUCGCAAGUUGACCAAGGCGGAGCAGCAGCGCUUCAAGGAGGAGGCGGAGAUGCUGAAGGGCCUGCAGCACCCCAACAUCGUGCGCUUCUACGACUCCUGGGAGUCCGUUCUCCGCGGCAAAAAGUGCAUCGUCCUCGUCACCGAGCUCAUGACAUCAGGAACGCUAAAAACCUAUCUGAAGCGCUUUAAGGUGAUGAAGCCGAAGGUUCUGCGCAGCUGGUGUCGGCAGAUCCUGAAGGGCCUUCAUUUCCUGCACACACGCACGCCCCCCAUUGUGCACCGAGACCUCAAGUGCGACAACAUCUUCAUCACCGGGCCGACGGGCUCGGUGAAGAUCGGCGACCUCGGCCUGGCCACGCUCAUGCGCACCUCCUUUGCCAAGAGCGUCAUCGGCACCCCUGAGUUCAUGGCUCCUGAGAUGUACGAGGAGCACUAUGAUGAGUCAGUGGACGUCUACGCCUUUGGCAUGUGCAUGCUGGAGAUGGCCACCUCCGAGUACCCGUACUCCGAGUGCCAGAAUGCUGCUCAGAUCUACCGCAAAGUCACCAGUGGUAUAAAACCGGCCAGUUUUGACAAGGUGAACGACCCGGAGAUUAAGGAAAUCAUCGAAGGCUGCAUUCGGCAGAACAGGACCGAGCGACUCUCCGUCAAGGACCUGCUGAACCACGCGUUCUUCGGCGAGGACACGGGAGUGCGGGUGGAGCUGGCGGAGGAGGACACGGGCUGCCAGGACUGCCUGGCGCUGCGCAUCUGGGUGGAGGACCCCAAGAAGCUGAAGGGCAAGCACAAGGACAACGAGGCCAUCGAGUUCAGCUACGACCUGGAGAACGACAGCGCCGAGGAAGUGGCACUGGAAAUGGUGAAAUCGGGCUUCUUCCACGAGAGCGACGCCAAAGUGGUGAGCAAGUCCAUCCGCGACCGGGUCACGCUCAUCAAGAAGUCUCGCGAGCGGCGCCAGCAGCAGCAGCUCCUUCAGCAGCAGCAGCAGCCGCCGCCGCCGCAGCAGCAGCAGCCUGGCGUUCCGGAGGAGAGGAGAGACUCCACCUUCACCUCCUCGUCCUACUCCUGCUCCCACCCCUCUUGCCCCUCCUCCAUGGGCCCGGCGGCUGCCGCUGCCGCCGCCACCAGCGCUGUGGGGGCCACCGGGGGCCACGUCGGGGAGGCAGAGGAGCUGCCAGAGGUGGACCAGCACGUCAGACAGCAGCAGCAGAUCCACAGCACGGCCUCUGGCCUGACAGAGGGGGAGAGCAUCUCUGCAGCAAGCUGCGAGUCCUUUACAAGUGGAACGAACCAAGUCCUCCUCCCGCAGGGGGAGUCUGGGAGCCCAUACGUACCUGCCCAGCCCAGCUACCCAUCGGCCCCAACCGCAGUGCAGAGUGCAGGGGUUCUGUCCCACCCCCAGAUGCUCCCUAUUGGUCAGAGCGGAGGGGAUCCAAACAUGCCUAUUGGCCAGAGUGGUGGAAUGUCUGGCAUGUCCAUUGGCCAAAGUGGCGGUGGGGCUCCAAACAUGCCAGUGGCUCAUAGUUUCAUUCAGCCAGUCACUAUGGCAACACAGGUCUCAUCAAGCGUACUGCAGCAGUAUCCCCAGGAGAGUCAAGGCCAGUCUGUCAACAAACAUACAUCAUCUGGCUCUGCCCCGGCCAAUGGAGAAGAGACUCAACCGCUGUGGGCCAAUGGGAAACUGGUUGAUAGGUUGAAGGCACAGAGGAGAUCGUCCUAUCAGAGGACAGACAAGACAACUCAUUUCCAGCUGACCAUGAUGCAGGUGUCCAACACUGGAGACAACUUGGUGGAAUGUCAGCUUGAGACUCACAGUAACAAAAUGGUCACCUUCAAGUUUGACGCUGAGGGUGACGCACCGGAAGAUAUUGCAGAUUACAUGGUGGAGGAGGACUUUGUCCUUGAUUCGGAGAAAGUGAAAUUUGUUGAGGACCUGAGGACCAUAGUAAAGAGAGCUCUGGAAAUCCUUCCACAGACAGGGUCAAUGGAACAGUUGCAUGUAAGCACCCCAGGAAGUUCAGCAGUGGAUUCCGCCCCACAAGCGUCUCCAGUGGGCCGCUGGCGAUUCUUCAUCAACCAGACAAUCCGGCAGCGGGACUCUCAGUCAAACCAGGGAGCCUCCACACCGCCCCCAUCUGGAGAGAGCCGGUCCUUACUGACUGCCGAGUCUGACAAAGAUCGCGAGGGAUCGCAGCGUUCCGAGUCCUUCUCCGGGAUAGCCUCCCCUCCCUGCCCUGUGCUGUCUGCCUCCUCCCCUCCGGUCUCCACCAUGUCUGCCCCUGCCUCGAUGUCUGCCCCAGCCACCGCCGCCCCUGCUCCUGACACUACUGCCUCUGACUCGAUCUCCGCCCCGGCUUCUGCAGUAGUUCACCACCCCCCCCCGCCGGCCUGUGCUGCCUGCGUUGACAUGCCAGCUGUCCUCCCCGUAGCCGCGCCAGACCAGGCCUCCUCCGGUGGCACGAGCUUAUUAGCCCAUGUGCCCGCCGCGGUCCUGUCGCCUGGCCAGAUCGUAGUCCCGCUAGCCAGCAGCGCCCCUCUGUCUGCAGCUGCUGAGGCUGUGGUCACUCCUGCCUCCAGCGUAGGCUCGUCCAUCGGGCUCGGCGUGGCUGAAGCCACGCUAGGGCAGUGCAUGUCGGAGGGGGAGCAGCGCACAUCGCUGUCCUCCUCCUCCAGUCACGCUCCCUCCCCAGCUCCCCCGGUCGGCCACGCCGCUGCUGGCCUCCCGCCGGAACGACCACCGCCUCUUCCGCAGGGCCCGCCUGUUCAGUCGGUCCAGCUUCCUGCGGCGGCCCUGGAGCAGACUCCUUACGCUCAGCAGGCAGCGCUGCAGCUUCAAAUGCAACAGCAGCUUCUGUUACAGCAACAGGUCCUGCAGCAGCAGUUGCAGCAGCAGCAGCAGCAACAGCAGACAAUCCAGCAGCCUCUCCCAGUCCAGCCUCAACCCCAAUCCCAGCCUCAGCCUCAGCCUCAGCCUCAGCCUCCGCCUGCUCUCACGGGGCAGAUAAAGCCUGCUGUGCCACAGGAGCUAAAGCCACAGUAUACCCCGCCCUUACAGAUGCAGCAGCAGCAGCAGCCUCUGUUGCAGAAAGUGCAGCAGCAGCAGCAGCAGCAGCAGCAAGUGGCCCUGCAGCCGGGCCCGCUAGCCCAGCCGCAGCCCCAGCCGCAGCUGCAGCAGGCCCCCCCAGAGCAGCUGCAGUCCCUUCAGCAGUCCCUUCAGCAGCAGCAGCAGCAGCAGCAGCAGCAGGCCCCCCCAGAGCAGCUGCAGUCCCUUCAGCAGCCGCCACAGCUGCUACAGCAACGGGUUUUGCCCAGCGCAGAGCAGCUGCAAGCGCAGGCGCAGCUCCUGCAGCCUCUCGUGCAGCCGCACACCCAGGCGCAGCAGAUGCAGCAGUUUGUCCCAGAGCCCCAGCAGCAGCAGUUCAGGCCACAAAUGCAGACCCCCGUUCAGCAGCCGGCGCCCCUAGAGCAGACUCCCCAGCAUACAGUCCAGGCCCAGCUACCACUGUCCCAGCCUUUACCCCUAGAGCAGCAGCAGCCUCAGCAGCAGCAGCAGCCCAUGCCUCCAGCCCCCCAGCCUCUUCAGAAGCAGCCCUCCUUCCCGCAGUCCGAGUCGGAGCUCUCCACGGGCGAGGCCAGCAUUACCGACGACACCUCGGGCUACCAGCACGCGGCCCAGGUGCCUCCCUCGUCCUCCGACGCCUCGCUGCCCCAGCUGCCCCUCAGCUCGUCUGAGGCCGCUCCGCUCCCGGCGCUGACCCACACACUCACCCCUUCCCCCGCCCAGCCCUCCUCGGUAGCCGAGUCCGACAGCGAGGGCCCGCCCAAAAUCGAGUUUGUGGACAACCGCAUAAAGACCCUGGACGAGAAGCUGAGGAACCUGUUGUAUCAGGAGUACAGUGGUGGCGGCGGCGGAGGGGCGACGCCCGGUGGAGUUGGGAGCGGAGCCUCGACCGGCUCCUCGGCUGUUCCCGGCAACGCCUCCUCCUCGUCGACCGGAGCGGCAGCGCUCUCGGCUUCGGCGGGUGGGGAGGAGUCGUCGGAGCCCCAUUCGCUCCCCGCCGUCGCUCCCUCCUCCUCCUCCUACCCCCCAGCCUCCUCCUCUGACACCUCCCCUCACUCCUCCACCUCCAGCACCUCCUCCACCACCCCGCGCUCCUCCUCCACCUCCCCUGACCUGGACAGGGCCCGCCACGCGGACCAAGCUCGGCAAGCCCUGGCCAGCCCUCCCGCUUCUGCUGCCGCUGCCCCUGUGGAGCACCAGCCCGCUCCCUCCUUCUCCUCCUCCUCCUCCACCCCUCCCUGCUCCCUCCUGUCUCCCCCACAUGGACAGGCAGCUGUGCCUCCUCCAAGUGAACCCAAAGUUCCCGCUGCCCCCUCCCUCUCUGACAGGAGCGCUUCAGGAGACUCCGCGUGGCCUCCGGCCCCAAGCACGCAGCAGAUCCCCAUCGGCUCCGGAGCCCCGCCGCAGCAGAAUGCAGGAGGUGGAUAUUUUGGCCUAAACCUGACAUGUCCUAGUAUCAGAAAUCCCGUUAGCAAGAAAUCCUGGACUCGCAAAUUCAAAAGCUGGGCGUGCAAACUGCGCCACUCCGCCAGCUUGUUCAAGAAGCCCAGAGUCCAGCAAGAUGGGCACUCCAGCGGUCAGGCUGGGAAGGAGGAGAGGGAGAGCGCUGGCAAGCUCCCGCAGCAGUCGUGGAGAGGGCGUUUCCAGGUCACUCCAGUAGCCCAGGCCUCUGAACCUUCCCCCCCCAGCACGACCCCUGGCAGCCAGGGCAGCAGGCACAGGAAAGUGGGGCGCUUCUCCGUCACCCAGGCCGAGGCCAAGGCCGAGUGCCAGACGGACAGCUCGCCGGUCUCUCCGGACCUGGAGCUGGGCGAGAGGAGGAGGGCAAAGGGCGAGAGGGAGGAGGGCAAGAGGACGCCCGUGCCCCCUCACCACCAGGCCCGAGCGCACGCCCACUCGCCACUGGUCAGCAGCGACGAGGAGAGCGAGCUGGAGGACGAGGAGCUGCGGAGAGAGCUACACAAACUCCGAGAAAAGCACAUCAAAGAGGUGGUGUCCCUGCAGGCGCAGCAGAACCGCGAGCUGCAGGAGCUCUACAGGGAGCUGCGCUCGCUCAAAGACAACCACCAGCCGCCACUGCCGCUGGCGCGCACGCCACCGCUGCCCUCCUCGCUGCCUCCCGCCAUCUCGCCGCGUCGGCCCCGGCCGGCCAAGACCAAGCUGCGGACCCGGCCCCACUCGCACCUGGACAACAACGGAGUCACAACACACGCUGGCAACAUCCAACAGUCCAGUAGUUUCUCGGCCGGGGAGCAGGGCCACCACCUUGCCCCCCCGGCCCAGAGCCCGGCCAAUAAGAAGAGCACAUUUACAGAUGAGUUGCACAAGCUGGUAGACGAUUGGACGAAAGAGACGGUGGGCGCCGCCCAACCCAAACCCUCGCUCAAUCAGAUCAAACAGAUCCAGCAGGAGCAAGAAUUAGGUGGCUGGAAUCAACCUACUGAGAUUCAGCAGACUGCCCCACCAGGCUGGUUCUCCGUGGCCCCCCUGAGCCCGCAGCCAGUUGCAUCCAGCGCAGGCCUCCCCACCAUGGCCCCCUCCCAGUACCCCAGCAGCGCGGGCCACCUCCCGCCCCCUCCGCAGCCGCAGGCUCCUGCCCAGGUGCCGCCGGUGGUGGCGGCAGGGCACGUGCCCGUGGUGGUGCCCCCCUUACAGCACCCGCCGCCCGGCCUCCACCUGCCGCCGCUCCAGCCGCUGCCCUUCCAGCCGCCCGCGGCACCCGCGCCCGCGCCGCUCCACCUGCCGCACCUGCCGCUGCGCCCCGGCCCCGUGCCCCUGGGGCAACCUGCGCCCGCGUCGCUCCCCAUCCCGCCCCUGCAGAUGCCCCCCGCACAGAUGCCACCCCAGAUGCCUGCCUUACCGACCGGUGUGCCCGCCAGCAGGCAGCCGCCGCCGGGCCCCUGCUGCUCCUCCUCCUCCUCCUCCGUCGCCCCCUCCACCCAGACCUCCGUGGCCGCGCCGCUGAUGCCUGGCACAGGCGCCCCCUCGGCCGCCAUCGCCACCGUGGUCAGCGCCGCGGUCACCACCGCUGCCGGGGUGCCCGUGGUCAGCGGCUUGGCCCCGGCGGCAGCCUUCUGCUCCUGCGUCUCCUCCUCGCCCUCCCCCUGCUCCUCCUCCUCGUGCUCCUCCUCCGCUUUGCCUUCCAGUGCCAAAUUACACCCUACGCCCCCCAACUCCACCCUCCCACUGGGACAACAGUGAACACGUGACAGACAUGACAAGGUGACGGAGGGGAAAAUCCGAAAUCCGAGUGGGAAACAAGCAUGUGGUUGAGAUGGAGAGAGGUUGAUGUUAAUGGCCACAUUAGGGUGGAGGUGGAGAGGUCAACAAAAAUUAUUUUGUGUCAAGGUCUUAUUUUUCAUGAAGAAUACUGAGAAAACAAAAAAGAUCCCUGUGGAUAACUUCAGUGAAGAGUCAAAAGAAUGUGAGAAGCUGAAGGUGCUUAAUCUAGUGUACAGAAUGUACAGAUUGGUGGAAAUGCAAGGGACAGUUAUGAGUGUUGCUGUGCACGGGUGUUGGGGUGUAUAAAUUAUGUAGUGUGUGUGUGUGUGUGUGUGUGUGUGUCUGUGUGUCUGUGUGUGUGUGUGUGUGUGUGUGUGUGUGUGUGUGUUCACCUUUUUUCUCCCUAAUACAUAUCCUUUUUCUGUGAUUUUGGCACUGUCAAGUUUUACAGCCAACCUAGUUGGACCUAAGCUCUCUCAAGACGUGAAGGAGAUGAGAUGUUUGACAUAAAUUAAUAUUCGCUUUUUUGUUGUUGUUUUUAAUUUAUCAACGCUUCUAAGGACUAUUUGAAUUCUGAGGAAAAAAAGUGCAAUUAGUACCUGUUCUCUGAACCCAUUUUUUCUGUGUUGUUGUGAUGUGUGUCUGUGUGUCAGAGGAAAAUAUUUUCGGUACAGCCUAAGCACGGAUACAACAACCAGAUGUUAACUAGCAAAGCCGGCAUCAUCAGCGUCAAUAGCACAAACGGUCUCUUCAGACUGUGAGAUAUUACAACAGUCGCAACAGCAGCAUGUCACUGCGCCAGCAUGGUAAUAUUACCUGGCAACCAUCACUAGCUACUGUAACUAGCGCAACCCCAAACACUGUUGUACAGUGCUGUGCACGGACAAGGCAUGUGACUCGUAUUAUAUUUUGCAUUGAUAAAUAGAGGUAACCUUUUAGAUUAGGUUAGGAUGGAUUUACAUUUUUUUUGAUAAAAUAACAAAAAACAGCUGUCAACAAUCUUAAGUUUUAAGUCAAUCCAGUACAUUGUAAUAGGCUCAGCGUGAAUAUCCUCUUUCUUCAACUGACUUAAAUUAAUGUGAUUGCAGAUGAUACUUCCUUUCUCUGAUUUCAGAUCAUUAUUUUCAACAGACAAAGUUUACAGAUUAACAUAGAUUCCAUUGUUGUUUUGGAAUUCAAAAUGAGAGUUCUAUUUGAGCACUUUCCCAAUAUGACAUAAGUAAACUUAUGUGAAAUCAGAAUUGCACAUCCAUACAAAAGCUGACUCCGUUGUGAGGAUGAGUCAGUCCGAUAAAUCAGUCUGCAUAUUCAUUAGGCAAAAGGUAUUUUCUUCCACAAAUUAAACAUUUCAUUUCAUGUCGUGACAUGGGUGAAGGAGAGAUUAAUAAAACUGCCAAGUGGAUUAAAAAAAAAAAAAAGGGGGAAACCAUUGACAUGGGCUAUCCCUAUAUUGCCUUUUAGAGUUACUACAUUGAAGAUGUAUUUUUUUCUCUUGUGUGAUAAAGUUACUGUAUGUAUGUACUGUUGUACUGCAUCACUUCUAUCGCCAUGGUAACCACCACAGCAACCAGCCUCCCAGUAAACGCACAGCAGCACCAGACACUGUGUCACAUCCUUGUUUACACCCCGUCUGCUUCUGUCAAUCUUUCGCAAAAAGAGAGCCCAGACAAAGUGCACAGCAGGACAACAGCUCAAGGCGGGCCACACACACACACAAUGACCUGUACACAGACAUGGCCGGUGCUGUGGUCAAAGGAAGCAUUGCCUGUCAAACAGAGAUGAAGCUUACCUACUCCAAGUGUGCUUGUGAAUGUUGAAAUAAUUGAAUUGGACUGAUGGAAAAAAAAAAAAAAUGUCAGAUUUGCAAUCUAGCGGAGGCCCUUCUAUAUGUGUGCAUUUGGAUCUUGUGAAGCUGUUCAGAGAGAAUGAUUGAGUCUGAAGAAGAGAGGUUGCCUGUCGAACAGACUUCAAGUAAGUUUUGUGUCAUGUGCUAAGAAAGUGCUCAGAGAGGUGAAAGAUUUUAUGUGUUUGAAAGAGAGAGAGCAAGAGAGAGAGAGAGAUAAGUCCAUUUGAUUCGUUAUUGUGGAGCCAUCCAGUCUGUGGUAAUGCUUGAGCCUGUGGAUGUUUAUUCAGAAAAAAUGAUAAAGAAAAACCUUAUGAGUACCGAGGCUUUUAACUUUUUUCAGUAUAUCAGUGUUGGAUUUUUUUUUUCUUCAACAAAACAACCUACAUUUCUACAGUAAACUAUGGCACAUUGUGAGUGGUGGUAAGCUACUGUGCUGUCGAGUCAAACACUAACCUGUUGACCACGUCAAUGCUUUGCUAUUUUACGACAGAGGAAGUCGGAACUCACCCUAUCCUGAAGUGUUACCAAAAUGUAAUCUAAAAAGAGAAGCAUUAUUUUUGUAUUUUGAAAUGGGGUUGUAAAAAAUGUAAAAUUGUGUACUGAUGAUCAGUGUUGCAAAAAGCUGAGGUUAUCUGGCACUUUGAAGACAUUGGCUCUCAACCAUGGUGAUGGGGCUCCCCCUGGAUACAUUGCAAAAGUGCUUUCAACUUUGAGCCAUUUCAGCGUGAAAAUUCCCAGUUUUAACUGUGAGAGGGAACAAUUUUUUCAUUCAAUUUGAGAAAUCAUGGAAGGACAUUAGCAAUUCUCUCACAUGUUUAGCAUUUAAAUCUUCUGAUUGCUGUGCCAAGGGGACCCCAGCGGUACUUGUGUGAGCUCCAAUGAUUCAAGGUUAUUUGAACAAAAUACAUCUAGAUGACUAAAAAUGUUAUUGCUGGUGAUUUAGCCACUGUACAAUUGUAACUAAUUCAAUUGUUGAUUUUAUUUAUGUUUUGUAACUAAUCAAAAUAAAAGAUGGUGU